This is a messenger RNA of Drosophila serrata, 666 nucleotides long. RefSeq names its product N-alpha-acetyltransferase 20. NCBI's taxonomy places the organism in Eukaryota, Metazoa, Arthropoda, Insecta, Diptera, Drosophilidae. Gene Ontology annotation, molecular function: protein-N-terminal amino-acid acetyltransferase activity. The record is from RefSeq and is a predicted model, not a curated record. Gene Ontology annotation, cellular component: NatB complex. Gene Ontology annotation, biological process: N-terminal peptidyl-methionine acetylation.
ACAUAAUAAACAUUUUACACCCUAUAUAAGUAGUGCUGUAAAUCUCCGCUCUUUUCGAAAUUUAUUGUUAAUAAAUUAAAUUAUUUUUACUAAAUUAUGACGAGCCUGCGAGAAAUGCGAUUUGAUGAUUUGUUUAAAUUUAAUUCGUUGGUCUUCGAUGCCCUAACCGAGGUGUAUAGUUUGACAUUCUUUGUAGAGCACCUCCUGGAGUUUCCAGGACUUUCCCAGAUCGCCGUGGCUCCAGGUCCCGAGGGCAGACGUAUGGGCUAUAUCUUUGGGAAGAAAGAGAACCUUAGCAAAAAGUGGGGCUCGCAGGGUCAUAUUUCCGCGCUGACUGUGUCCGCGGAGUAUCGACGUCUUGGUGUGGCCACCGCCUUGAUGAACUACUUCUACAAGGCUCUGGAUCUCAGAGGUGCUUCCUGCAUCAACCUUUUUAUGCGAUGCACUAACCUGGUCGCUUAUCAUCUAUACUGUUCCCUGGGUUAUGUACAUCAGCGAACUGUGUUGGAUUACUAUCCGGAGCCGGAGAAUGCUUUUGAAAUGAGAAAGUACAUACGACGGCCAAUGGAGGUUCAAGCACCAACGGCAAUUAGGUAAUGAGCAGGACUUCCCAGAUACGCAGCAUCUGUAUUUGAAAUAAAUUUUAGCUUCAGCUAAUUAAAAAAA